Molecule: messenger RNA, 879 nt
Organism: Egretta garzetta (little egret)
Lineage: Eukaryota; Metazoa; Chordata; Aves; Pelecaniformes; Ardeidae
Gene: SDC1
Product: syndecan 1
Exons: 4
Coding region: 160-879 (239 amino acids)
Biological process (GO): cell migration
Cellular component (GO): membrane; cell surface
Source: RefSeq, a predicted model, not a curated record
AAGCAAACUACAAAUCUGAGCCUUCCUCCUGAAGAUCUUGAUUCAUCUGGUGAUGACAACGAUGCGUUCUCAGGUUCAGGUGCAGGUCCCCUGACUGACCAGUCUCGCACCUGGAGAAUCCCAGGAGAACCAACUAAUUCCUCAUUACUGACAACACCAAUGGAUUUCAACAAACCGCUGUUUCCCUGGACUGAGAGCCGAACUGAAAAGGAACUAAUAUCUCCUUCUGCAACUAGUAAUGUAGUGACAGAGGAGCCAGUUGUAGCUGUGAAGGACGAAGUGCCCAUCCUGGGCUCACCUGAUGAGAAAGCAACAAAUGAUGUGGUUACAAUAACAGCGAUAAGCCCCACUACUCACUUCCCUGCAGUGGUUCAUGUGACUCCUUCAGAAGCCUCAGGCACGGUUCAUGAGCUUGAACCUAAAAUCCCUAGCUCUGAUGUGCCAGACACCAAAGAUGAACCCGAGCCCCACACUACCGUCCAUCAUGAGGGAGACCUCACUGCCACCCCCACGAUGAUGACGGCUCCAAAGGAUGUUGUUCCUACACAUGAGGAGGUUUCUGAAGAUGGCUCUGGAGACCCGGGAGACUUCAUCUUGACUAGAGAUGAUGAUGUCAUCCCCACCCAGAACUCAGAAGUACUGGCUGACUCUGGGAGGAACGCCAAAGCAGCAGGAGCCUCGGGAAUUAUGGACAGAAAAGAAGUUCUUGGAGGUGUUAUUGCUGGAGGACUAGUAGGCUUGGUGUUUGCAGUGUUUCUAGUUGCAUUUAUGCUGUACAGAAUGAAGAAAAAAGACGAAGGCAGCUAUUCAUUGGAUGAACCAAAACAGUCUAAUGGAGGAUACCAAAAACCACACAAACAAGAAGAAUUCUAUGCAUAA